GGCUGAAGACGCGCCUCGGCCCCGCGGCUGACCACUGACAUGGACGAAGACGAGUUUCUAGAAAUGAACGAUGAUCACAAUCACAACUACUGCGAAGACCGGGGGGGGUCGUGUUACUCCAACCCGAGACCGAGAGACCCCCUUUGUUUCCCACCUGUUGGUGGUGGUGGGGCUGAACCUGCCGAGAAUGUCAAGAAGACGAGCUUUGUGACAGAGUCCAGCUACCUCGAGUCAGAGUCCAGCAGCCAGAGCGGUCAGUGUGACUCCGGUGCGUCCGCCUCCAGUGCGGGAAGACUGAUUUUAAACUCUCCGUCAAAGUUUCUGAUGAAUGCAAUGACCGCAGAGGACUACAGGACAACUUAUUGGCCAAAGCUUGAAAGAGCCAUUGAACAUCUCCUCACUCAAAGCCCAAUGGACCACAUAUCCAUCUCCUAUGAGCAGAUUUACAGUCAGGUUUAUAAGUGUGUGUGCCAGCAACACUCAGAACUUCUCUACAACGACUUGAUACAAAAGAUAGCAUCUCACCUACAGCAAGUCUCCUCAGAGCUACAAGGAAGCCCUCCUGAAAGUUUUAUUGAAAAAUUCAACCUGGUGCUUACUCAGUACACAGCUGCACUUCAGUGCAUUGUUCCGGUGUUCAUCUAUAUGAACAAGUUCUACAUUGAAACAAAGCUGAACAGAGACUUGAGGGAUGACCUCAUGAAGCUUUUCUCACAUCAUGUUGCAGAGAAGCAUGUUGACACAUUGAUACCUCUUCUAAAAAAAGCAGAUGCUGUGCCAUUUCAAGUCAGACCAUCAACUAUGGCUAGUGUAGUGAAAGGACUUUAUGCUCUGCGGCCAGAUUGGGCUGCAUUAGCCCCUGCUCUGUUUUCAAGAUUCAUUCCUCAAAUUCAGCCCCCUACUUUGGAGUCACAGCUUCCACAUUAUGCAGCUCUUGACCGGAAAUUGCAAACUGAGCUUUCUCUAAAUGGUUUCUGCAGGGGUGACCAGUCACGUAAGAGAGCAAGCGAAGAGUCCUGACAAAACGUGGACGCGUAUAUUACUAUGCUAGCGGGGUUGCCAAUACUGUUUUUUAAAGACUGCUGAAACACGGGAAAUGGAAACAGGAACUGAA
This is a messenger RNA of Pygocentrus nattereri (red-bellied piranha), 1114 nucleotides long. RefSeq names its product CDK2 associated cullin domain 1 (gene cacul1). Bases 40 to 1020 code for a protein of 326 amino acids. Gene Ontology annotation, biological process: ubiquitin-dependent protein catabolic process. The record is from RefSeq and is a predicted model, not a curated record. Gene Ontology annotation, molecular function: ubiquitin protein ligase binding. The transcript is spliced from 8 exons. NCBI's taxonomy places the organism in Eukaryota, Metazoa, Chordata, Actinopteri, Characiformes, Serrasalmidae.